ACUGCACUCUUGCUUUAGUCUCACUCCCAUUUAAUACAGGUCAGUGGAGUGUCAUUCUAUACUUCUACUGACUGGUUAUCUCCUUGUGUCUCAGUCUGACCCAGCAGGACCAUGGCUGAGCCGAACUUCCCCCUGCCUCCAGAUGGCUACACCUGUCUUCUGUGUGCCGAUGUGCUGCGAGACCCUGUUACCAUCUCCUGUGGAGACACCUACUGCCUGGAGUGCAUCAAGGUCUACUGGGACCAGUAUGACCACCUGGGGGUGUACAACUGCCCCCAAUGCCGGGCCACCUUCACCCCUCGCCCCGUCCUUAGGCGCAACGUGCCCAACGUGACCCAGGUGCGCCGGCAGCUGCCCGAGCUGCAGCCCUUCCCUAACCUCCAGAGGGAUUCGCUGUGUGACUUCUGUGUGGGCCGCCGCAGUAAGGCUGUCAAGUCCUGCCUGAUGUGCCUGGCCUACUACUGCGAGACACACAUCAAGCCCCACUAUGAGUCUGCCACCUUCAAGAGGCACAAGCUGGUGGAUGAGACGGGUCACCUGGACAGGAAGAUCUGUCCGCAGCAUGAGAAGGGCCUGGAGCUGUUCUGUCGCUCUGACCAGAUGUGUAUCUGUGUGCUGUGUACCGUCAGGGAGCACCGCAGCCACAACAUCAUCUCUGCUGAGGAGGAGCGCGCUGAGAAACAGAAAAACCUGUUGGUGACCCAGUCUGAGGUCCAGCACAUCAUUCAGGAGCGGAUGAAGGAACUGCAGGAGUUGAGACACAACGUUGACGUUCUCAAGAGCAAUGCCCAGCGGGCGAUGUCGGACAGUGAUAAGAUCUUCAGUGAGAUGCUACAGGCGGUGGAGCGCUGGCAUGUUGAGGUGAGCCAGCUGAUAAAGGCCAACAUGCAGGCAGCCAUGUCACAGGCCGAGGGAUACGUGGAGCGGCUGGAGCAGGAGAUUCUGGAGCUGCAGCGCAGGGAUGUCGAGCUGCGCCAGAUCCUCGACACAGAGGACAACAUCCACUUCCUACAGAACUUCCCCACACUGUGUGUUCCUCCUGAGCCCAUGGUGCCCAAAGUCCUAAUCAACCCUCAGUUCUCUUUCGGAGAGGUCACCAAGACUGUCACCGGUAUGAAGGAGCAUCUAGAUGACAUCUGUAAGAAGGAGCUGAGCAAAAUCUCCAAAUUAGUAAGUGAUAUCCCUGUAUACAUACUUUCACCAAGAGGUGGCGACAAACGAUUCAAAGAAUCCAUAUUUUGUUCUAAUACAGCUCCCACCAGGGCAGAUUUUCAGGAACCCAAAACUAGAGCAGACUUCUUGAGAUAUUCCUGUCCGCUCACCUUUGACCCCAACACAGCCUACAAAGAGCUGGUUCUGUCUGAGGGGAACCACAAAGUGAUGCGGAAGAAGACAGUCAAGUUUUACCCGGAUCACCCCGAACGCUUCGAUGGCUUCUCCCAGGUUCUAUGCAAGGAGUGCCUGGGUGGGUUCAGGUACUACUGGGAAGCAGAGUGGAGCGGGGAGUUCUCCAUCGGAGUGGCCUAUAAGAGCAUCAGCCGCAAGGGUAAGAACUCUUAUAGUCUGCUGGGCUACAACGACAAGUCCUGGAGCCUGCUCUGCUCUGACUCUGGCUACUCCGCAUGGCACAACAAGAUGGACAAAGACCUGCCAGAGGCCCCACGGGCCACACGGAUUGGAGUGUACCUGGACUACGCUGCCAACACGGUGGCCUUCUACUCUGUGUCAGAGGCCAUGGAGCUAAUCCACAAAUUCAAGGCCCAGUUCUCUGAGCAUCUGUAUGCAGGCUUUGGAGUGGGCUCCUCUGUGUCCCUCUGCCAACUAAAGGAGAACCUCCAACCUUACUGAGAACGGUGAUAACAGACUGAGGGGAAUCUACUCAAUGUAAAUAGGACUAUGUAAACUACACAAUGCUAAUGUUGCACACAAUCAUUAUGAAUCAUUUAAAUUCAAUCAUUUUCAAUAAAAAUAUAAAACUGUAUGAGUGAAGUUAGGAAUGAUUCAUAAUGAGAAUAUGCCUUUGACUUCAAUACUGUGACAUGUGAUCUUUGUAAAAAUGUUUACCUAUGUUGGAAAUGUGUCAAAGAUAUGAUCUUGACCAAUCUGAGAAAAAAAAAAUAUUUGUGAUGAAUUUUC
Messenger RNA from Salmo salar (Atlantic salmon), 2136 nucleotides. RefSeq names its product tripartite motif-containing protein 16. Gene Ontology annotation, molecular function: zinc ion binding; protein binding. The record is from RefSeq and is a predicted model, not a curated record. Lineage: Eukaryota; Metazoa; Chordata; Actinopteri; Salmoniformes; Salmonidae.